Messenger RNA from Protobothrops mucrosquamatus (brown spotted pit viper), 1037 nucleotides. RefSeq names its product inositol polyphosphate multikinase (gene IPMK). NCBI's taxonomy places the organism in Eukaryota, Metazoa, Chordata, Lepidosauria, Squamata, Viperidae. The record is from RefSeq and is a predicted model, not a curated record. Gene Ontology annotation, biological process: inositol phosphate biosynthetic process. The annotation marks the transcript as partial. Gene Ontology annotation, cellular component: nucleus; cytoplasm. Gene Ontology annotation, molecular function: inositol-1,4,5-trisphosphate 3-kinase activity; inositol tetrakisphosphate kinase activity. The transcript has 5 exons.
GCAUAUUGCAGCAUCCAGAUGGCACUGUUCUCAAACAAUUGCAGCCACCUCCUCGAGGACCCAGAGAACUAGACUUCUACAAUAAGGUAUUUGCUGAUGGAUGUGAAGACUCUGUGUUUCUUGAACUACAAAAAUAUUUGCCAAAAUAUUAUGGAACCUGGUCAUUGCCUACUGCACCUAAUGAUUUGUACCUGAAACUGGAAGAUGUGACACACAGGUUUAAGAAACCAUGCAUAAUGGAUGUAAAAAUAGGCCAGAAAAGCUAUGAUCCAUAUGCUUCAGAAGAGAAGAUAAAGCAACAAAUCAGCAAAUACCCACUAAUGGAAGAGAUUGGGUUUUUGGUGCUUGGCAUGAGGGUUUAUCAUGUCCCUACUGGUAGCUAUGAGACACAGAACCAGCAUUAUGGAAGAGGAUUAACAAAAGAAACGAUAAAAGAUGGUGUGGCUCGUUUUUUCUAUAAUGGAUUCACUCUGAGAAAAGACGCUGUAGCUGUUAGUAUUCAAAAGAUUAAAGAAAUCUUGCACUGGUUUGAGAGCCAGAAGCAACUUAACUUUUAUGCAAGUUCUUUACUAUUUGUCUAUGACGGUUGGUCUCCGUGGUUAAAUGAUGGCUGUUUGGUUGAGAAGAACAAAGUAGCCAAGGACCAAGUGCCAAGUGAUAGUACAGAUAAUACAUUGGAAUGCAACAACAAUAUUCAUAUCAUCAAUGCCUCAGAAAUGGGGAAGGUAGAGACUUCAGAUGGCAAAGAUUUUUCUAAAACAUAUACUUUUCACAACAGGCACCAGAAUCAGUUUUUGUUAAGAGACCAUCUAUGGAAGAGCAGUUCUUGCUUUUCACAAAAACAUUUGAAUGGAAAUGUUAUACCUCAGCUGGAAAAAGUUUUCAGCCAAAUGCCCAUGUCUCUUCCAGGAAAUGAAGAAGUUGAAGUCCGGAUGAUAGAUUUUGCUCAUGUAUUCCCUAGCGAUAUGCGAGAUAAGGGCUACAUUUAUGGGCUGAAAAACUUAAUUACUGUCCUUCAGAAUAUUUUAGAUAACUAA